CUCCCAAAAUGCAACGCGGUAUUCAAAUCAUAGCCAGAUACCUGCCCUUGAGUCAUUUGUUGUUGUGCGCGUCUGACACAGACUAGGAAGAUGGCGGACCCGCAGGUCGAUAUUGUCGAAGGCUGUAGACUUCCGGUCCUUAGAAAAAAUCAAGAGAACGAAGACGAGUGGCCCCUGGCUGAAAUUCUUAGUGUGAAAGAACUAACAGGGAGGAAACUCUACUAUGUCCACUACAUUGACUUCAACAAGCGUCUGGAUGAAUGGGUGACCCCGGAGAGGCUGGACAUGAAGAAACUGCAGUUUCCAAAAAAGGAAGCCAAGACCCCCACCAAGAAUGGUCUCUCUGAGUCUCGCCCCAGUUCGCCGGAGAGAGACCCUGUGAGGAAGAGUCUAGAUCUCAGCCUCCCAACUCCUACAACUCCGUCCAGAGGCAAAACCGUCCCCACACCGAAGAGGAAGGUGGAGACCGUUUCCCUGGCAGCACAGGCAUCCCCGGCCACGCCCGUUCCGUCACUGCCAGGCCCUACAGAAACUACACAGGCAUCUGUCUACCCAUCGGCACGGGACACGAACACCUUCACCCCGAAAUCCAACACCCGCGACGACCACGACCAGCUCUCUUCCCUCACCACAAACGGUACUGCCCGCCGCCCCAUCCCUUCUCAGCCAGGCAGGAAAAGGAAGGCAAAUUGUGUGGGCACUGAUGAGAUAAUAAAGGUUUUCCAGUAUAACAGCCCUCGAUGCCCCAGUGUGUAUCUGCCACCCGGAGAGGACUCUCAGGACAGCUCCGACGGCAUCCCCUCGGCCCCUCGCAUGACGGGGAGCUUGGUGUCCGACCGUAGCCACGACGACAUCGUCACCCGCAUGAAGAACAUCGACUGCAUCGAGCUGGGCCGCCACCGCCUGAAGCCCUGGUACUUCUCGCCCUACCCGCAGGAGCUCACCACCCUGCCCAUCCUCUACCUCUGCGAGUUCUGCCUCAAGUACCUCAAGAGCCUCAAGUGUUUGCAGAGGCAUCUGACAAAGUGUAACCUUCGCCAUCCACCUGGGAAUGAGAUCUAUCGCAAAGGGACCAUCUCCUUCUUUGAGAUCGAUGGCAGGAAAAACAAGACAUACUCUCAGAACUUGUGUCUGCUGGCCAAAUGCUUCUUGGACCACAAGACUCUGUACUACGACACAGAUCCUUUCCUCUUCUACGUCAUGACAGAAUACGAUUCCAAAGGCUUUCACAUUGUGGGCUAUUUCUCCAAGGAAAAAGAGUCAACGGAAGAUUACAACGUGGCCUGCAUCCUGACACUGCCACCCUAUCAGAGAAGAGGAUAUGGCAAACUGUUGAUAGAAUUCAGCUACGAGCUGUCGAAAGUAGAGGGGAAGACCGGUACCCCUGAGAAGCCCCUGUCGGAUCUGGGCCUCUUAUCCUACCGCAGCUACUGGUCCCAGACCAUCCUGGAGAUCCUCAUGGACCUCAAGUCUGACAAUGGAGAGCGGCCACAGAUCACCAUCAAUGAGAUCAGCGAAAUCACCAGUGUGAAGAAGGAGGACGUCAUCUCCACCUUGCAGUAUCUCAACCUCAUCAACUAUUACAAGGGGCAGUACAUUCUGACGCUGUCGGAAGACAUCGUAGAGGGACACGAGAGGGCCAUGCAGAAGCGCCACCUCCGCAUCGACCCAAAAUGUCUGCACUUCACCCCAAAGGACUGGAGCAAGAGGGGAAAGUGGUAGACCCCACUCCCCCACGCAGGCACACUCGCAGUGCUCCCAGGAGCGGGCACCAUCUUCCCACUAAGCUACAGCACAGUAGCCAUUUUGUCUACUUAAUUACAACCUGAACCUUUUUUUAGUAACCCCCUGAAGUUGCAGCUGGGACCUUGGGGAAGAAAGCCUGCGCUCAGUUGGAUGUCAGAGCAGUAAACUCUUUGCCGUUGGUAUCCCUGUCCCCGUUUGAUGAAAUCUCAGAGACUCUGUGACUUGACUUCUCGUGACAAAGGGAAACAUGGCUACCAUUUCCUUUGACUCCCGAACUGUUCAGUCCAAUGAAACUUCGGAUUCCUUUUAUCUGAUGCACAUUUGAAAUGUAGGUCAUCAUUUAAUGUUACUAUAAACGCAAUCAAGAUUUCAAUCAAGGAUGGGAGCACUUCUAGCUCCCAACUGCACAACUCCACUCCUUUUUCUUAAAGGUUUUAUGUUAUUCCAGACAGUGAGAAUGGCAUAUCUGAACCCAAGUACACUUGUAUUAUAGAUAGGGACCAUUUUGUACAUAACUGUUUUGUAAAGGAAUUUUAAAUGGUUAUUGUAUUUCUGUAUGGCAGAUGAAGUGUGUCGGGCAAAUCCUGACAUUUUAAAUAAGAUUGAAUUGUUACAGGAAUGUACAUUUAGUGAGCUGUACAGUUGUUUUUUAAGACGAGGAAAAAGAAAUUGAAUGUUAACCAUU
Anguilla anguilla (European eel) is the source of this 2431-nucleotide messenger RNA. It is a transcript of the gene kat5b, whose product is annotated as K(lysine) acetyltransferase 5b. Gene Ontology annotation, biological process: regulation of DNA-templated transcription. Gene Ontology annotation, molecular function: histone acetyltransferase activity. NCBI's taxonomy places the organism in Eukaryota, Metazoa, Chordata, Actinopteri, Anguilliformes, Anguillidae. The transcript is spliced from 15 exons. Bases 91 to 1722 code for a protein of 543 amino acids. The record is from RefSeq and is a predicted model, not a curated record.